AUGGAUGGUGAAUUUGAGAUAUGUCUUCCAGAAGAUAUUGUUAUUCCUUCUUCGAACCAGGCAUUUGAUAAGUUGGUUCAUUUUUCUUAUCCAAAUAUUUUGGAUAACAUGUCCUCAAAGGAUUUUUUCAAAGCAAGAACUAUACUGGCUCCCACGCUGGACAUUGUUGAAAAGGUCAACAAUCAUUUGAUGGCUAUCAUUCCUAGAGGAAAAAAAUUAUAUCUUAGUUCGGAUUCGAUUUGUAUAGAUGACGGGAAUAUGGAGAGUCAACUAGAUCUCUAUGGUCCUGAAUUACUGAAUAGCAUAAAUUACUCUGAUUUACCUCCACAUAAAUUAAUACUCAAGGUUGGUAUUCUAGUGAUGUUAUUCAGGAAUAUUGACCAAUCCAGUGGUCUUUGUAAUGAUACAAGGCUGCAAGUUAGGAAGUUUGGAAAUCAUGUCAUAGAAUGUGAAGUCUUGACGGAUAGCAAUGUUGGUCAUAUUGCUUUGAUUCCAAGAAUGAAUAUGGUACCAACAAAUGAACCUUCUAGUUAG
Messenger RNA from Arachis ipaensis, 534 nucleotides. RefSeq lists its product as uncharacterized. NCBI's taxonomy places the organism in Eukaryota, Viridiplantae, Streptophyta, Magnoliopsida, Fabales, Fabaceae. Gene Ontology annotation, biological process: DNA repair; telomere maintenance. Gene Ontology annotation, molecular function: DNA helicase activity. The record is from RefSeq and is a predicted model, not a curated record.